Molecule: messenger RNA, 3408 nt
Organism: Trichosurus vulpecula (common brushtail)
Lineage: Eukaryota; Metazoa; Chordata; Mammalia; Diprotodontia; Phalangeridae
Gene: PIGG
Product: phosphatidylinositol glycan anchor biosynthesis class G
Exons: 13
Coding region: 126-3071 (981 amino acids)
Biological process (GO): GPI anchor biosynthetic process
Cellular component (GO): endoplasmic reticulum membrane
Source: RefSeq, a predicted model, not a curated record
AUGCUCACUAUGUCGUGUCGUCGGCGUCCCCAGGUACCAGCGGUGGGUCAGUGGCCGGGCCCGAGCUCUAGCUCCAGCUAGGGUACCUUGCGGGGCUCAGCAGAGCCGGCGGCACGCGAGCCGCCAUGAGGCUGGGCUCUGGGGCCUUCGCCGCCUGCUGCGUGGUGAUUGAGGUGCUCGGGGUCGCUGUCUUUCUCCGGGGUUUCUUCCCGGUGUCGGUGCGCUCUGCGUCCCGGGUCCAGCCCCUGCCCCCUGCGCCGGAGCCCGCGGCAGGAACAAGUUCCAACUGGACCCAGCUUCCACCUCCUCUCUUCAGAAAAGUUGUUAUAAUGCUGGUAGACGGCUUGAGAGGUGAUUUUGUAUUUGGAUCGAAGGGUGUGCAGUUCAUGCCUUAUACAACAUAUCUUAUAGAAAAAGGAUUCACUCAUAGUUUUAUAGCAGAAGCAAAGCCACCCACUGUCACUCUGCCUCGAAUCAAGGCCCUAAUGACAGGAAGCAUCCCUGGCUUCAUCGAUGCUGUUAUGAACUUUAAUUCUCCCGUGUUGCUGGAAGACAACCUCAUUGGGCAGGCAAAAGCAGCUGGGAAGAGAAUCGUCUUUUAUGGAGAUGACACGUGGAUUAAGUUAUUCCCAAAGCAUUUUGUAGAAUAUGAUGGAACAAGCUCCUUUUUUGUGUCAGAUUUUAGAGAGGUGGAUGAUAAUAUUACAAGGCAUUUGGAUAAUGUAUUAAAAAGGGAAGACUGGGAUAUGCUAAUACUUCACUACCUAGGAUUGGAUCAUAUUGGUCACGUAACUGGGCCACAUAGUCCUAUGAUUGGACCAAAGCUUAAAGAGAUGGAUUACAUCCUAAAGAAGAUUCACAUUUCAUUGUUGUCUAAGGAGAGAGAGGCUUCUUUGCCCCAUUUAUUGGUCCUUUGUGGAGAUCAUGGGAUGUCUGAAACAGGAGGCCAUGGAGCCUCUUCAGUAGAGGAAGUGAGCACACCUCUGAUUUUGAUCAGCUCUGCAUUUCAAAGGAAAAGCGGCAACUUCCAACCUCCAGAGCAUGUCCAGCAGACUGACCUGGCUGCCACACUAGCAGUGGGCCUUGGUUUGCCGAUUCCAAAAAAUAGUGUGGGGAGCCUCUUAUUUCCAGUUGUAGAAGGAGCAACAAUGAGAGAGCAGCUGAGGUUCUUGCACUUAAAUUCAGUACAGCUCAGCAGACUGCUGCAAGAGAAUGUGCCGAUGUAUGAGAAAGAUCCUGGAUUUCAGCAGUUUAAAGUAACAGAAAAGUUACAUGGAAACUGGAUCAAACUCUACUUGGAGGGAAAUAAUUCAGAAGUCCUUUUAAACCUUGGCAGAAAAGUUCUUAAGCAGUAUUUAAAUGCUUUGAAGACGCUGAGUAUGUCACUAAGCAAACAAGUAGUCCAGUAUGAUAUGUACUCAAUGAUGGUUGGGACUGUCAUAGUCUUGGAGGUUCUGAUUCUGCUUUUGCUCAGUACCCCAAAAGCCUUGUGCCAGAAGGCUGAGUUUGAGAUUCCACUGUCAUCUUCCUUGUUUUCUUUGCUCUUCUACUUGAUGGUCCUCAUCCUCUCUGCGGUCCAUGUCAUUGUGUGCACCUCAGCCGAGAGGUCGUGUUACUUCUGUAGUGUCUCCUGGCUGGCGGCCGUUGGGGUUAUGAUGCUGAUUUCUGCACUCCUCUGUGUGAUCUUGUCACUUCUCACAAACACAUUUGAGAAUGUCAGACUUCCAGCUCAGAAUCCAACUGCCUCCAGUUCUAGCUGGUCCGGAUUAGAUCUGCUUAUCUUAUUUGGAACUCUGGGCCAUGUUCUGAGUUUGGGUGCAAGCAGCUUUAUAGAAGAAGAACACCAGACCUGGUAUUUUCUUAUCAAUACUCUCUGUCUAGCGCUGGGCCAUGAAAUAUGUAGGAACCACUUUCUUGGGAAGGACUUUGAUCAUAAUUUAGCUAUGGAAGAGGAUUUUCAAAAAGAUACUAAGAAGGUUUUACAAUACAAAAAUGACUAUGUGGAUGUUCCAGAGUAUAAUAAAAUGCACAAAAUGUCUUCUUUGGAACUGCCAGAGGGCUAUGAAAAGUGGUUGGGAUUGGCCAGUCCAUGGCUUAUACUGAUUUUCUGUAGACUGCUCCGCUCAUUAAAUCAGACAGGAGUGCAGUGGGCUCAUCGACCGGACUUUGGCCACUGGCUGACCAGUUCUGAUCAUAAAGCUGAACUCUCUGUUCUGGCAUUUCUCUCCCUUGUCAUGAUCUUCAUUCUGGUUCAGAGGAGAUGCUCCCCUGUUUCAAAAGUAGCAAUGGCACUAGGGCUCUUGGGAGUCUAUUGCUACCGAGCAGCAUUUGGAAAUGUCUUUUUGCCAUGGCAACGAGACAACAAAGAUAUUUCUAAGGGAAUUAUUGAAGCUCGCUUUGUGUAUGUCUUUGUUCUGGGUAUUCUUUUCACUGGAACCAAAGACUUGCUUAAAUCCCAAGUCAUUUCUGCAGAUGUCAAUGUCAGGAGUCGAGGUUUGUGGGAAAUAUAUAGCGGAUUAGUUCUUCUAGCAGCCUUGUUGCUCCGACCUCACAAUCUUCCUGUUUUGGUGUUUAGUCUGUUAAUUCAGGCUGUAAUGACAAAAUUCAUCUGGAAGCCCUUGAAACAUGAUGCAGCUCAGAUUACCAUAAUGCAUUAUUGGUUUGGCCAAGCAUUCUUUUAUUUUCAGGGUAAUUCCAAUAACAUUGCCACAGUGGAUAUUUCAGCAGGCUUUGUUGGCCUAGACCACUAUAUUGAAGUUCCAGCUAUGUUCCUCACAGCCUUUGCAACAUAUGUAGGACCUAUCCUUUGGGCUAUUCACUUGCUGAGUUUUUUGAGUUCAGAAAACAGCAGCAGGACUUCAGCAAUGAGUCACGCCUGCUUCUGCUAUGCGGUGAUAUGUUCCAUCCCUGUGUCUGUGUACAUCGUCCUGGUGACAUCCCUACGUUACCAUUUGUUUAUAUGGAGUGUGUUUUCUCCAAAACUUCUCUAUGAGGGAAUGCAUCUAUUACUCACAGCUGCCAUUUGUGUAUUUUUCACAGCCAUGGAUCAAACAAAUCUCAUAAAACCUUAGUCUAUUAAGUAUGCCAGGAAAGAACUGUGCUUUUUAAAAAGCCUGUUAAUUGCUAACUGGAUUUGAGUAAUGGAAGAUAAGCUUAACUACUAAGAAGAUCAUUCCAGAAAAAGAUAAAAAGUUAUUUAUGGCUUAUGAGUUCUAACAGUUGUUUUUUUUAAAAAUCUUCAACUUCUUUGACUUCUGUACUUGAAUUUGGAUUUACUGUAAGUGACUUUUGGUGUUUGAGAUUGGGUAUGGGACAGGUGAGGGGAGGGGGAAGAUAAAGACACACUCUUUGACCAUUUGAAAGAGUGCUAAUUUUGUUCGAGAAUAUUAAAUGUGAUUACAAACCAUG